UGGGGGGGGGGUUUGAAAAAAAAAUCUCAUACCUCUGUAGCCUCUCUUGUUUGGCAGCUUUCCAACUUCCUGUGUGAUGUCAUGGUUUAGAUUGGCUUCUUCGCUCUGCAGAGCUUCUGCUCUGAGCUCCUGGCAGCUGAGUCAAAAGGAAAGAGAAAAGCCGGCGUUGUUGGCGGUGGCUUUGCACAAGGAAGCAAAUUGCCAUUGGUCUGUGCCAGAGUGGCCUGGGAGGGGGGGGGUGCAAAAAAAAGGGGAGCAGGAGGGCGACCGAAAAGCAUUGUCAAGCAAAUCGGCAGAGCGAGCUUUUGCAAAGCGGUGUGCAAAUUGCAAGUCUGCGAAUAGGGGCCCCGAGGAGAGUUCAGCGAAGGUCUUUGAGUUUGUGCAUGAGACUUCCCCGAAAGGCACGUCACGCCUCAGCUGCACUUCUGGGAACUCAUGGACAGGAGAAAAGUAAAGAAAAAACCAAACUUAAAAAUCUCUGAUGAUGUCUUCAAACAACCAGUUUCCAACCCAACACCCCCUCGAGAUCUGGACUCCAAAGCUUGUAUUACAAUUGGAGACCGAAAUUUUGUGGUGGAAGCAGAUGACCUGGUGCCAAUCAAUGAACUGGGGCGAGGAGCGUACGGAGUGGUGGAGAGAGUCAGGCACACGCCCAGUGGAACCAUAAUGGCCGUGAAGAGAAUUCGUGCAACUGUGAACAGCCAAGAACAGAAGCGGUUGCUGAUGGACCUCGACAUUUCCAUGAGAACUGUUGACUGUUUUUAUACAGUCACCUUCUAUGGAGCCCUAUUUCGAGAGGGUGACGUGUGGAUAUGUAUGGAACUAAUGGAUACGUCAUUGGACAAAUUUUACAAAAAAGUGAUUGAGAAAGGAAAAACCAUCCCUGAAGACAUUCUGGGCAAAAUAGCAGUGUCUAUUGUAAAAGCAUUAGAACAUUUGCAUAGCAAGCUAUCAGUGAUUCACAGAGAUGUGAAACCUUCAAAUGUUCUGAUCAACAAAGAAGGACACGUGAAAAUGUGUGACUUUGGCAUCAGUGGAUAUCUGGUAGACUCUGUGGCGAAGACGAUGGAUGCAGGCUGCAAACCGUAUAUGGCUCCGGAGAGGAUAAACCCUGAUCUGAACCAGAAAGGAUAUAAUGUGAAGUCGGAUGUCUGGAGUUUAGGCAUCACUAUGAUUGAGCUAGCAAUCCUCCGGUUUCCCUAUGAGUCCUGGGGUACGCCGUUCCAGCAACUGAAGCAGGUUGUGGAAGAACCGUCUCCGCAGUUACCAGCAGACCGCUUCUCCAAGGAGUUUGUGGAUUUCACAGUACAGUGUUUAAAGAAGAACCCUAAAGAUCGAAUGAACUACAUUGACCUUAUGGAACAUUCCUUCUUCAAAUUACACGAUGCCAACGAAACAGACGUAAUCUCUUUUGUCAAAGAGGUUCUAGGAGAUGAGCCCAAUUGAGCUCUGAAGAUUUUAUGAAUCCAAUAUUAUUGUUUGUUCUCACUUCUCAUCCAUUGGGAUUUCUAUUUAAGACUGAAAUCUAGUUGCUAAUAGGAGACCGUUGGGUUUAUGGCUGUUUGUGCAAAUUCCUUUAUGCCGAUUUUUAGCCAGGAGGAAACCUCUUCUCUAGACUUCAGGUUUGGAUCGGUUUAAUUUGCACCCUGGAUGAGUCGUGACUUCAAAAUCCCAGGGUGAGAUUAAGUUCGUUGCAAGACCAGAGAGGCAAGAAAUGCUAUUUAAAAGCCAUUGCAAAGCUGGUUCAGUAAAAUAUAGUUGAGAAAACCUCCAAUGUAACGUCCAGCUCAUUUGUACCUGCUUGAGGGGAAGGGAAUAGAAAUGCAUUUUCUUGUAUUUUAAAAAAAUGUAAUUGUCUGGUAUCUGGCUGGCACACUUCAGUUAGCACUGAAGUUUUAGUCUCCAGCUGUAAUUACCAGAGGUUAUGUUGAUGUUUUUAUGGUGCUGUCUUGGAUGGUGUCUGGCUACUGCCUCUUUCUCAGCUCACGCCUAGUUUAAAGGUCUGAUCCGUGUUCCUCCUCCACUUCAGAAGAUCUUCUGGCUUCUCUCCAUUACUCCAGCAGUUGCUCUGAGAAUGCCAAACAGCACUAAACUCUGAUUCCACUCCUUCUCAGAUUAGAGUUGGCUGUCUGUAUAUAUUUAAGUGAAAGAGUCUUGAUUUGUAAAGAACAGAAAAAGAAUAAGUUACUAUUUUGAACAGACACAUAUGCUCUUGAUUGUAUUUAUCUUUUUUUUGCAUGGUUUAUCACAUCUCGAGUGUAAUUCUGAUAGGGCCUGAAGUGUGCCACUUCAAGUCUGCAAAGGGUCUAAAAGUAAAACCAGUUACUGUGACAACCAGCUAGGUUAUUAUAAAAGGUGCACAUUUUAAUGACUAUGGUAAGGUUCCUCAUUAAAUACAAGGAAAGAUCUCUCUGGCAUUAUGACCUGCAUGCUUCUGAGAUUCAAUAUAUUUCUCGGCUCUUCAAAGCUGGUACUCUCUGCUGGUCCUUUGCUAUUUUUUUCUGAUCUCGCAAAAACAGCUUCUCCCUCUAAACUGCUAAUUGUGUUUCAACAUUUUUCCUUUUUGAACUUUAAAUAAAUCUUGACCUAUAUCGGAAUUAUCUAGGCCAGAUCAAGAUCCUAUUUUUUAAAAAUAUUAAGUGUCAUAAUUUUUCCACCAAGUAAUUAAUUCGGAGGCAGUCUCGAUUGGGCUCCACUGACUGCACUGCAUUCAGUGGCUCUGAUUUCAUCCUUUUCGUUUGUAGAGUGUGGGUGGAGGAGAGAUGAAGAGAUUGCUAAAUGAAAGCUAGCUAGUUUCUUCUAUACACCAGGAAGGGGAGAGUCUGGGCUGGGAAAAGAUCACGUGAUACGGUACGCUGAGCUUCAAUAAGACGGGAGAAUGAGAGAAGAGUGGGAAAGACGCCCCUUUUAAAAUCUCCCUGACCUGCCAAAAUAAAAGCGGGCAAAUCAAAAUGAGUCGCAAUGCCUUUAAGUUAUCAAAAAAAAAUCAGGUUCCGCAAACCUGCCGAAGUAAUAUUGGGAGCUAAUGGGGGGGAGGAGAGGGAGGGGAGAGCUUGUGGAUUCCUACCUGAUCCACUGUCUCCGGUCCCAUUUCAUUGCAUCACGCUGGGUUACAUCUGGUCCCUGGUUUGAUUAAGUUUUUAUCCUGCUUUCAGGCCCUUGCAAAGUUCAUGAUUCUAUGCAUUUUGAGACCCACAUUGAGAAGCCAUUGUGCUGUCGUCGUGCUGAUUAUUUUCAUUUUGAAUACACAAAUGGUUGCGACACUUAACUGUACCGGUCAGUGCUAUAACCAUAUAUGCAAGUUAAUACAGAAUGACCUGAUAUAUAUAAUAUAUAUAAAAAAAACUCACAUCCCUAUUUUUAAGCAAAUUUUCUAAGAUGCAUCGGUGUAAAGUUGCACUGGGUGCAGAACUGUACUUAAUGAGGCCUUCAAAAUAUAUCAUUAGAUGUUGACUUUACCACAGUUUGUACUGUAAGCAUUAUGCAUACUAUUGGAAUACACUGAGUUAAACUGUAAAAAUACACUGCUUUAAAUGUACAGUUGAGCCUCUUUGAGCAGAAUAAGAUACUGUAAGAUCAUUUACGCUUUAAACAUCAGCUUAUAUAAAAAUAUUAAGUCUUGUUAUAUUUUUCCAACCGUUUAACCUCUAUAAGAUCACUUUUUAACCAAAUGAAUUCAAGGUUUCUCAGUACCCUGAGUGUUGAGUAUUUACGUUAUUGGCAGGGCUGAUAACCCAAAGUCUAACACGAGUAUCCUGGGUUCCUUGUUGCUCCUAAUAUGCUGAAAUGCUCACUUUGGGAACUGUGGCCCCAUUGUAGAUGUAAAUUGAUAGUGACUAGUGAUUUCUAUGUCAAAUCUCUGAUUCUAUUGGUUUUAACGUUAAUUGAUUCCGAAAUUACAGGCUCCUUAAUACAAUUGCUCUACAUUUCUGAAACGUACUUGAAAUUUCACCGGUGGUUGACACUUGUAUUACCUUUGACGCACACUGUAAAACAGACUGAUGUGUAAUGUACCUAUGUCCAGCUGUAUUCAGUUAGAGUUAUUCCCAUCAAUUUUUUAUUGUUUUAGACAAUUUUACCUGAUUUUUUUUCUUAAACUCCCAAGGUGAUGGACUACAGUAAUCUGCUAUUGUAUGUCGAAUUUGCAAUAUUUCUUAAAGGUUAUUCCUUAAUAGGGAAUGCAAUUGAAAUUCCUGGGAACUCUGCUCUGGAUGUGAAUCACAUGGAAGUGCAGUCCCUCUGGGCACAGAGUGACAUGUUUCUGGGAGAAGCCACACCCCCCCACACCCCCACCCCAUCAUCACCAUUUGCAGGAAUCAGAUUUCUUAUAUUAAAAAAAAUCUGGCGAUGAAAUGCUGCAAUUUAGGUACAUUUCCAAACUAGAAAUUUCACUUUGGGCCAUGGUUUUUAACCCUUAAAACUGCAUUAGUCGAGCGUUUUGGGUAUCUGCCUACUUCUGAAUUGUGAUUGCCACCCAUGGUCAGAAAAGUGGGUGGGUGUGUUCCUAUUGAAUCCAUGCUUCAUGCAUGCUGGGGCUGCUAUUUGCAGACUGUUUGUUCUGUUUCUGUGCCCAGUUACCUGAUACACUGGAUUCUUGGCCAAUGAGUAAGUACUGUGCCCUUUCUCUCCCUUGCCUCAAGCAACCUGAGACAGUAAUGGCGACUCAUGAGCAAAACAAAAAGAUUGACAAUUUUAUUGAAUGCAGUUCUUUGUUUCUGUGAUGAACAAUUAGGAAUUACAUUGUGCAAGUCUAAGUAAGGUGGCUGUGACACUCCUCUAGUUUAUUUAGAGGGGUGGGUGGAGAGAGGAGGUGGGGGGGUGACAGUGAGGGGCAGAAGUUAUUCAUUUACCUGCUGCACCCAACAGGUAGAUGGGCAGAUUCACUGCCCAGUGUUAAUUCCAUACUUGGAAAAUAUCCUGUAGUCUAAAAAAAAAUGUGAUUGGAGAUUCUCUUGAAUCAUCCUGGACUAUGGGGAAUGUAUUGCCUCUGCAAGUAUUAUACUGGAUCUUUGUAUUUGACUUGUAGCUGUGGAAUACGAUGGAAAGAUGGGGACGGAUUUUAAACCUAAAAUGGAUGUGGAGACUUUUAUCUCAAACAUUCAGCCAUCAGUUAGACAAAUUGCAUUGGUUAAGAAAAUGUACCACACACACAGUUUGUGUAGAUCUUGAAUCUGGGCUGGGUGGACAAUGGGGGUGGAGGGUUUAAAAAAAACAUUAAAGUAUUAUCAAAAUCAUGCAUUGAGUGGUGGAAUUAACAGUGUUGAAGAUGACUUGCCUUCACUCCCAGAUUUUUACAAAGUACUGAUUAACUCGCACAGAAACCUGUCUUUUUUUUUUAAAAAUGAAAGAAUGCUAUGCUAGUGAUGACUGGCGAUUGCCCAGGUUGAAGCAUUUCAGCGUCAUAAACCUGCUCAUAGAGAAAUGGUUCCUAAUUCGUUCAGGGAACCAAUUGCUCAGUAUAGGACCAGGGCCACAAACAAUGGGAUUGUUGGUUGGAAGCGAAGCUUUUGAGCUUCCUCCUUCGUCCAGACACUAGGUGGGCAGUUUGAUCACGAAAAAAGGUUAUUUCAUCUGAUCCAAAGCUUGCGAUAUGUUGUCCAUGUCGGGAAAGGGACUUGAGAAGUCCUUCUUUCAGAUGGUGAUAGAUCAUCAAUGCAUGAGGUGGGGGGGGGGGGGGGGGACUUUUUUGGGGGGAGUUGCAAAUCUGCACCUUCUGGCUGAGAUCAUCAAACUCCCGAAACUGUCUCCAUCACAAGCCGUUCUAAGGUUGUGCAGGAGAGAGUGGGCAGGGGGUUGUAUCUAGGAUUGUUUGGUGUUCAAGGGCAAACUGGAAGGAGCCCCUCUUGACAUCAAAAUGUACGUACAGAAGCCAGGGAAUAGUCAUUGAAUGCUGUGACCGUUUGUUCCUCUUUCCUUUUAUUUUCAGUCUCUACGCAUUCUCCAUGAUUAUAACAAACUCUAAUUCAGCUGGGUGUCUGACACAUCUUAGCUUCGUACAGGACAAACCAAACCCCUUAGAGUUUCACAGACAUUUGUGAAGAUUUCCACGUGUUUGGUGUGGAAUAUGCACUGUUCCCUGGAGGAACGUACCCUGCUUGCCCAAUACCAGAGAGUUUGGGUGCAGGUUGGCAAGAGUGUGCAUUCGGGAGUUUUAACUAAGCUUUAUACCGCAAGUAAUUCAAGAUUUGCUGGUGUUUUCAAUAAACCUUAUCAACUUCUCUUUUUUUUACUACCUGCACCCAUCCUAGGUGGGGCAGCGUGGGAGGGCGGAGGGACAAUUAAAGAUGUUAGAAAUAUUGGGAAAGUUUGGUUUUCUCAUAGGGGGAAAAAAAAGAUAUUCUGUGGAUCAAUAAAUUGAGGUGGCCUAGAGACCAGAACUAUCCCAUGUUUGGCCUAUGAUCAACCACAUGGGCAGUGGGGUCAGUAGCUGUUAGCUAACAUGAGUGGUGGCAAUCAUCAUAGUCCCCUCUGUGUGUUUGUAACACGGUCCCAUUGCUGUGUACAAAUAUUCUCAGACCUCCCUCCCCCUGCUUCCCCCCGUCAAAAAAAAGACGAGUAGCAAGUGAGCAGCUCACAGUUUGUGUGCGUGUCCUUGUAUUUUACUGGGCGAGUAGGGGUGGAGUUGACUUGUAGAAACCAAGACUCCACAAAGCCUAACCAGAGCUCCGCAAGUUAAUGCAGAGACGAGGAGAGGUGGUGAAAUCACUCGAAUGUGUCUCAGUCUGGCAGAGCAGAGGCCAGCCAUGUGUAUUAAACACUGAAUGCAUGUGAAGUACAAUAUCUUGAUUGGGAUAAUAAUAAUAAUAAUCCUUGCAUUUGAUAUAGCGCUCUUCACGUCGGGAGGACGUCCCAAAGCGCUUCACAGAACACACUGGGAUGGUGCCAUUUAUUUCAUCUUUUGUGUUUUUAAUUCAAUAUUGCAAUGUUUGACACUGUAACAGUUUUGUUUUUUUCCCCCCUGCUGACUCGCUGUCUUGCUGAGCAUGUGUUUAAUGUGAUUGGUGUACAAGUCUUGAGGUUUGGAGUGUGCCAGUUUUGGUGGCUGUUAAUUCCCAAUGCAGUUUUCCUUGUAUGUAUACAAAAAUAAAAAGGCAUUGUUUUUAUAAUGA
This is a messenger RNA of Callorhinchus milii (elephant shark), 7109 nucleotides long. RefSeq names its product mitogen-activated protein kinase kinase 6 (gene map2k6). NCBI's taxonomy places the organism in Eukaryota, Metazoa, Chordata, Chondrichthyes, Chimaeriformes, Callorhinchidae. The transcript is spliced from 12 exons. The record is from RefSeq and is a predicted model, not a curated record. Gene Ontology annotation, biological process: protein phosphorylation; MAPK cascade. Gene Ontology annotation, molecular function: ATP binding; MAP kinase kinase activity. Bases 436 to 1446 code for a protein of 336 amino acids.